This is a messenger RNA of Dioscorea cayenensis subsp. rotundata (Guinea yam), 1809 nucleotides long. RefSeq lists its product as uncharacterized. Lineage: Eukaryota; Viridiplantae; Streptophyta; Magnoliopsida; Dioscoreales; Dioscoreaceae. The transcript is spliced from 8 exons. The coding region runs from base 786 to 1796 and encodes 336 amino acids. The record is from RefSeq and is a predicted model, not a curated record.
CUAUUCCUAAAGCACUCUACACUUUAACUAAAGCACAGAAGAGGGUUAUUUGUGAGUGGAUUCACCAAUUAAGGUCUCCAGAUGGUUAUGCUUCUAAUCUUGGAAGGUGUGUUGACAUGAAUGAAUUAAAAAUGAUUGGUAUGAAAAGCCAUGACUGCCAUGUGUUUAUGCAGAGGCUGAUUCCGAUUGCUUUUAGGGAAUUGCUACCAUCGUUCAUUUGGAAUCCAUUAACAGAAUUAAGCUUAUUAUUCCAGUGUAUAUGUUCUGUUGUGCUUGACAUUGGCAAACUUAUUGAUUUAGAAGAAAAGGUUGCAGUGAUUUUAUGUAACUUGGAAAAGAUUUUCCCACCGGCAUUUUUUGAUUCUAUGGAGCAUCUUGUUGUUCAUUUGCCCUAUGAGGCUAGAAUUGGAGGCCCUGUUCAAUAUAGAUGGAUGUAUCCUUUUGAGAGGUUUCUUCUAGAACUAAAGAAAACUUUAAAGAGUAAAGCACAUGUUGAGGGUUCAAUCUGUCAAGCAUAUAUUGCACAGGAAAUCAACAUUUUUGCAGAGCAUUACUUUGAACCUCACAUAUCAUGUAGGAGGAGGAGAUUGCGACGAAAUGAUGAGGGUGUGAGUAAUGACAUUUUCCCACCUUUCUCCAUAUUCAAUUACAUUGGUCGAGCUCAAGGUCGUCCAAAGAUCAGGUGGCUAUCGGAAAAUGAGCUACAUGUAGCGCAUACGUACAUAUUGCGAAAUUGCCCGGAAGUACAUCCAUAUUACAAGUGGAUAGAUAGAUUAACUUGAAGAAUGAUGGAUCGCUCUCAAGAUUCUCGCACAACAUCAGGCUCAGGACGUGGUCAGUCUGGACGUCGAUCUAGUGGCCGAUCAACAUCAAGUCGUGGUGGCCGAUCUAUAUCUGGCCGGGGCCGAUGCACACAAAAUAUUCAUCAAACAUCUGCUAACCCUGCAGUAGUAUCUAGUACACCUGCAAAUUUGGGAAUGCCUCCUUGUAUACAUCCAAAUAUUCAAGUAACAACGACAAUGACUCCAUUGACACCAAUUCCACAACCUUCAAUAGUUGCGCCAAUUGCACAAAGCCCUCCACAACCAUAUAUGGAGACUUCUACUCAUGCCACUGAGGACCCACCAAUAGAAAUGGAGGGGCCCUCUAAUGAGUCUGUGAGCACUGGGCCCCCUUGGGUUAUCACCCCAGAUAGUGUAAUUAUAGAUCAUGAAGUUAAGAGAACAAUCCAUGAAUUGGUCAAAGGUCAUUAUAAAGAGGCAUGGACCGGAUGGGGAAAAGUGCCCAAAGAUGUGAGGCAACGGAUAUUCACCGCUUUUAGGGGCAUAUACACAUGGGAGGCGCAACAUGAAUCUUCAAUCUUGCGGCAUUUAAACCAUGAGGCGAGUGAAUGGUUGAAGAAAAAUUUGUAUCUUGCACAUAAUCUUUACAAGGCUCCAUUUCCAUGGAUGGCUCCUGCAGUUUGGGAAGGUUUACAGAGGUAUUGGGAGUCAGAUGAGUUUAAGAGAAAAAGUGAAAAGAACAAAUUGAAUAGGACAGAAAGUGUAAGCUCCUCCAUUGUUAUUUACCGUGGUGGAUCUGUUAGUACUGCUGUGCACCGCCUAAGAUUGGCGGAGGAAUUAGGUAGAGAGCCGACACUAAAAGAAUGCUUUAUCCACACGCACAAAAAAAAGGAUGGCACGCUCGAGGUUGGUCGUGCGACACAAAUUGUUGAGGAAUUUGACAAAGCACUAGUAGAUAAAUGCGGUCAAGGGGUGGAUGAGAAUUCUAUUAACCGGGGACGAAUUAUGGGAUGAGGUAGCCAUUGGG